This is a messenger RNA of Porites lobata, 2244 nucleotides long. The record is from the annotation of a GenBank genome assembly. Lineage: Eukaryota; Metazoa; Cnidaria; Anthozoa; Scleractinia; Poritidae.
AUGGGACGGGAAAAAAAAAAAAUUUCCCUGUCGGUUUCAACUCUGAAUGAAUUAUGUUUUUGGAAAGAGAACAUUCCUUUCCUAAACAGUAGGCGCCUCUUGUCUACACAGUUCCAUUAUUCCUGUGUGUGUUAUUCCGAUGCGAGUUCUACAGGCUGCGCCAGUUAUAUGUUAGAUCUUCACAACACCAUAUCUCACAAGUUGUGGAGUGUUGAUGAGGCGCAGAAGAGCUCCUCUUACAGGGAACUCAAGGCUGUUUCCCUGGGUCUAGAAUCUUUUUUGCCUUUACUUAAAGGGCACACUAUUAAGUGGUAUACUGAUAAUCAGAGUGUUGCUAGAUUUGUUGAAGUAGGAAGCAUGAAGGAAGAUUUGCAAUGCUUAGCUUUGCGUAUUUUUAGUAUGUGCUUGCUCAGUUGCAUCACAUUGGAAGUUGAAUGGAUUCCGAGAUCGGCUAAUGAUAGGGCCGAUUUUUUGAGCAGAAUUGUGGAUUAUGAUGAUUGGCGGGUCAACAGGGACUAUUUCCUUUUGGCCGAAGAGAAAUGGGGUCCUCAUUCUGUGGACCGGUUUGCGAAUCAUGAGAAUACUCAGUUGCCCCGUUUUAAUAGCAGGUUUUGGUGCCUUGGUACAGAGGCGGUUAAUGCCUUUUCUGUUUCUAGGGCGGGCGAGAAUAAUUGGCUCGUUCCACCUAUUUUUCUCGUCCCCAAGGUCCUUAAUCACAUGGUUGCCCUUGGCGGUCGCGCUACACUUGUUGUUCCUGCUUGGCCUUCCGCCCCAUUUUGGCCUUUAAUUUUUACCGACGAGGGUUUGUCUCCUAUAUUCUCUGAUAUUUUCGAGAUCCCCUUAGGUACUGAUGUUUUCGUUUUGGGUAAUUAUAAAAUUCCCUUUUUGGAUCACCUAAUUUUCGUUCAGGUCUUUUGUUCUUGCGGUUUUCCCAGAGAGUCCUUAGUUAACCCCCACUUUUUUUUUUUUCAGAUUUGUAGGGGGUUUCUCUGCAGUUUAUAGAGUUCUUACACUCAUACCACAUGGUAUCCGAGUAUUUUGGGAUGCACUUGGAUCCUUGUUUUGUGGACCACUUGGUCUUUUUUAUUACGUAGGGGCCACUUUGGCCCUUAGUGGUAUUAUUUUUCUGUGUUUUUCUUGGGACCACUUGGACCCAACCUUACCUUGUUUCACUACGUGUUGUAUUUUUCUGAUAUAUUUUUUCUUUGGUCAUUUUUGUCAUUUUAUUUUUUCUAUUUUUUGCUUCAGAUGUUAAAGCAGCUGCCAGUCGGACGUUUGUUGUUUUACUUUGUGAGAAGUUUUGGCUCUCUGCCUUUAAUUCUCGAGCUGAUAACACAGUUAUUAAUUAUUGUAAAUCAUUUUGUAAGUUUAAAGCGUGGUGCUUGCAUAGCACUGGGGUGGUUUCUUUUCUCCCAGCUACUUCGUUCACAGUUUCUUUGUAUUUGCAUCAUUUAUUAGAAAAUUCGUUAGGUAGUUCCACCAUUUACGGCGUUUUUUACGCUAUUAACUGGGUACAUAAGUUAUCAGUUUUUGAGAAUCCCAAUCCGUGUGACAACUUUCUUGUCAGGCCUAUUGUUGAGGCUUCCAGUCGUGCUCCUCGUAAACCUGUCACGAAGGCGGAGCCCAUUACCCCAGAGAUCCUUGGCUUAAUUUUGGAGCAUUAGGGGGAAAGUAGUAACUUACUUGAUAUCAGGUUUGUCUGUAUGUGUUUACUCGCAUAUGCUGGCUUUCUCUGCAUUUCCGAGCUUUUAAGCAUUAGUAGAUCUAAUAUUGUAACUGAAGGUCUUUAUCAUAAGAUUUUCAUAGAAGUUAGCAAGACUGAUAAGUACAGAGAGGGUUCCUGGGUUUAUAUUGCCAAGGCUGGCAAUUUUACUUGCCCUAAUACAUACGUUAUUAAGUACUUAGAAGCUGUCAGGAUUCCUUCUUUUUCUCAGAAUUUCAUUAUUUUUCAGAUCCUUACGGUACGACAAGAAUUUGAAGGGCAAUGUCUUGUCUUCAAAGCCCCUCACUGCUGGCAGGGCGGGAGAAAUUCUUAAGGAGAAGUUGAAAGCUAUUGGAUUAGACCCUUCUAAGUUUAGUAAUCACAGCUUUAGGUCCCGAGGAGCUACUUCCGCUGCUAAUCAGAGUGUUCUAGAACGGCAUUUCAAAGUUCACGGAAGGUGGAAGUCAGAUUCAGCUAAAGACGGCUACGUUCGCGAUAAAGUCGACUCGCGUCUUUAUGUUCCUUUACACAUCGGAAUUUAA